AUGGCUGCUCGCGUCAUCUCUCCCCGGGUGUGGGCCCUGGUGUGCCUGGCGGCCGUGGCGACGCUGUCGCCGGCGUCGCCGGUGCCGCCGCGCGUGCUGCAGAGCGCCACCAACCUGGCGGUGGUGCCGCGGGGGGCGCUGCCGGCCAACCUGACGGUGCUGUCGGUGGCGCUGCUGCCGGACCCGGCGGCCGCCAACGUGACGGUGCUGCCGCUGGCGCCGCCCACGCUCGACGCACUGCCACCCGGCGCCGUCUCGCUGGCCGAGCAGCUGCCGCUGCCCGAGAAGCCAGACCUGCCGGAGUCCGCCGCCCCCGGAGACGCGUACGUGCUGUCGCAUGUCAUCAUCGAAGUCGGAGUCUUGGACGAUGACAAUUCCACGGACAAUGGGACGGUCGACUAUGACGAUGCUUUAUUGGAUCCUAAGGCAGAUCCGAUCCAAGAAAAGCAAUACGAAGCGCUCAAAGUAGAACCGAAUGAAAACAGUAAUAAACAUGAAACUAGCAACGCCGACAACAAGGAGGGUGACGUGAAGAAACAGGACAAGGAAGAGGAUGGGAAGAACUGUGAAGACGAGACAGACAAAGGAGACGGUGAUAAGAAAGAAAAGAGUAGUGCAAGUGGCGAGAGUGAGAAGAAAGAAGAGGAGAAGCCAGAGCCUAGCAAAAGCGAAUCGACUGUAAGCGACAGCGGCAAGGAAGAGAAUACCGAGGGACCUAGUAAGGGUGAUGCAGCCAAGGCGGGAAGCAGCAAGGAAGGAAAGGAAGAAAAGGCUGCAGCCACGAGAGAAGGGAAGGCCGCCGAUGUUGUGAGUGGCAAAGAGAAGUCAGCAGCAGCCGCUGGCAGCGAGAAGGAAGCUGAAAGCCAAACAGCUGAAGGCGCGGAAGAAAAGGCUGCAGCUCCUAGCGAAGCGAAGGCAGCCGAUAGUAAGAGUGAGAAAGAGAAGACGGCAGCGGCUGCUAGCGGCAACAAGACAACUAAAAGCCAGAGCCAGACAGCUGAAGGCGACAGCGCCAGCGGAGAAGCACAAGCCAAGACCGAAACCCCGUAGCGCCGUCCGAGUCUCGCCGGAGGCGCAAUGGCGGUAACCUAGCAACCAGAAGCUGCUGCCAACCCCUCCGCGCAACGCCUACACCGAAUCCGACGACUCUCAGUUCCCUCACCGGACUCGCACACGCCACUGGAAAGUUUCUAACAAAGGAUUCACCAAAGUGAUUCACACGAUCAACGUGAGAGACUUACAGGAAGCGUGGAGGAAAGA
This is a messenger RNA of Schistocerca serialis cubense, 1260 nucleotides long. RefSeq lists its product as uncharacterized. Lineage: Eukaryota; Metazoa; Arthropoda; Insecta; Orthoptera; Acrididae. The transcript has 4 exons. The record is from RefSeq and is a predicted model, not a curated record. Bases 1 to 1050 code for a protein of 349 amino acids.